UCCUACAACAAGACAGAGAGCUGGAGAUGCCUCUCUUGCCCAAGUGAUUGAAAAUGUUUUAAAGAACAAGCCAGGAGGAGACAGGAUCAUCAAUGAGUAUGCUCAGACAAAAAGCCUGACAGACAGCAGACGGCGUGACAUGGUCAAGAUAUUGGUUGCGCAUAUGACAAGUGAACAUGGGACAAGUCCUUCAAGGCGCAUCAAAGAGGACUAUGCAAAGGGUAUCAUCACCUUGUUCCCAUACCUGGCUGAUCCUAGGAGCAGGUUUGGUUAUGAGCAUUAUUACAAUGCAGAAGAUGGGAGUGGUUAUCUGGCUUGGAGACUGAAGUUUGUCCAAAAGGAAGCUUCUAAUGGACAAAAGAAGGCCCUCAGAUGGUCAAAAACACAAACGGGGGGACCAACAGCUGAUAGAGACUGUUUCAGAGAAGACGACUGCCUAAUGACAGACAGCUUGUGUUCUGAGGCCAUUGCACUGAUGAAGCAUACAGCUGAUGAGGGAACUGUUAUGAGGAAGAUGAAGCAGAUGUUCAACUAUCGCCAAAAGCUCAUUCAUGACCCUGUGAAGUCAUCUGGUGUCUUUUUGGACUUCCCAAGAUUCCUGGAUGUAGGAGGAUUAAUUGAGCAAGAUUUCACAUUGAUGUUCAAUGAAGUAAUCUCUGCAAAGUUCCUGGAGAAGUGGCCCACUAUCUACAAGCAGAAAGUCCUCGAGCAAAGCCGUGGUCUCACACAGUCUGAUGACCUACAGUGCCUUCUUCAAAAUGCUGAAGGCACAACAGAAGUGGAAAACGGAUGGGACAGCGACAUGUCAUCGAUUUUGAUCCUUGUGCACCUGCUGCCACCAUCACCCCAUGGACGCAAGAGACCAGGAAAACUCUCAGCGAGACAAGCCAGUGAACAUCUGGUGAAGUUCAUCAAGACGGGGACAAGCCUCCAAGGGCACCUUGAUGGCAUCACAGAAAGCCUUCAACCAUACCUACUUGCAGUGGGGACUCAGAAGAGUGUGAUUCACAAGUACUUCAUUGUGAUUGACAAACACGCAAUACCUUGUAAGUCACCAGGCUCCCUUGCCUGUUUUGAUGAGCUUUUUAAAGCUCACUUUGUCUUUGGCACUUCAUAUGACCAUGAUCUGGUCAAUGUGUACAGCUUCCUGCAGACCACCAUUUAUGAGAUAGAUGUUGAAACAACCAAAGUGAAUCCUAGGGUUGCAGAGUUGAGGGCUCGGAUGCUUCGUUGAAUAGAGUUGUCUCCCCCCCUAAGAGCUUCAAUGUGGUAUUAAGUUGAGUUGGAAUGUUGUGUUUCAUUUGUAAGAGGUCCCACACAAAUGCUAAUUCCCUGACUAAGCACUUGAAAGUGAUCCAUGGACUUUGCUCUGGUAAGACACUUCAUCUUAAAUGUGGUCAGGCUGGUUGUGCUCAAGUUUAUGGCACAUUUUCUGGGUUCAGAAAGCAUCUCAAGAAAGCACAUGAACACUCUUCCGAUCCUGGUGAAGGUCCAUCUACAGCUGAAGAGUCAUUUGGAAGUCACUAUGAUUUGCCCUCUCCGAGUCCUUCUGAUUCAGUCCAACUUAAGAAAUCUCUUGUGAAUAGUUGUGCAGCAACAGUUGCUGAACUUAAAGUGGCAGGUGUAAGUGAAAGAGCAAUUAACUCUUUGGUCAUUUCCCUGGAAGAAAUUGUAAGUGAUAUUCAGAAUCAAGCAAAAGAAUCUGUGAAAAACAGUCUGUCUUUACAAGAACCUGUCAAAAGUGACACUGAAAGCAAAAUCGAUCAGUGUUUUGAGAAAAUGGAAAAUCCUUUUAUGGCAUUAAAUUCUGAAAGUAAAAGAACAAAAUAUUUUGCAGAGAGGUGGGGACGCGUGGACCCAGUAGAACAUGUACUUGGUUCCAGAUUUGAUACACUGCACAAUCGAACAACAGGAGGCUACGAUCAGGUGGUUGUUACUGAUAAAUUUGUUUACAUCCCAAUUUUGGAAACUUUAAAGUUUCUUUACAGUCACCCUAAUAUAGAGGAGAUGAUGGCCAAGUCAAAUUCAAGGGAAAAUCUUCUUAAAGACUUCUCUGAUGGAGAUCUUUUCAAGAGCCAUGCACUAUUUUCGAAGCAGAAUCAUGCUUUUCAAAUUCAACUUUUCUAUGAUGAUUUUGAAACUGCUAAUCCUUUGGGUUCAAAACGGGGAAUCCAUAAAUUAGGAGCUAUAUAUUUCACGCUGCGGAAUUUUUCUCCUAAGUACAAUUCUGCUCUCCAUAAUAUUCACUUGGUCUCUUUGUUUCAUGCUCAGGACAUCAAAACA
This is a messenger RNA of Archocentrus centrarchus (flier cichlid), 2283 nucleotides long. RefSeq lists its product as uncharacterized. The record is from RefSeq and is a predicted model, not a curated record. The transcript has 8 exons. NCBI's taxonomy places the organism in Eukaryota, Metazoa, Chordata, Actinopteri, Cichliformes, Cichlidae. The coding region runs from base 140 to 1234 and encodes 364 amino acids.